ACCCUGAUGAACUUUGCUCAGUCAUGUGAUCCAAGGGACAAGAAACGAAUCUCACCAACAGAAAAUGGGGGGCAAAACUAAGUUUUUAAAUUUGUUUGGUCGAAUUAGAUCUGUUGUGAUUGGCAUGAUUCACGUUAAGUCCUUACCAGGAAGUCCUUUUAACAAAUCAAGUGUUCCUGCAAUAGUUGAAGAUGCAUGUCGCGAAGCAGAGAUCUACAGUUAUGAAAGAAUCGACGGUCUCAUCAUUGAAAACAUGCACGACCUUCCCUACACGCUGGCGGUGGGUCCGGAGGUUUGCGCUUCCAUGACAGCAGUUUGCGCAGCAGUCAGACGGACCUGUCCGUCGCUUCCCCUGGGGAUACAGAUCCUUUCUGCAGCAAAUCACCAAGCCUUGGCUGUAGCUCUGGCAUCAGGCCUUGAUUUCAUUCGUGCUGAAGGAUAUGUCUUUUCUCACAUUGCUGACGAGGGUCUUAUAAAUGGAUGUGCGGGCGACCUGCUGAGGUAUCGCAAGCAAAUAGGAGCUGAGCACAUUCAGAUCUUCACAGAUAUUAAAAAGAAACACAGCUCCCACGCUCUUACAUCAGAUGUGAACGUGGUGGAAACAGGAAGAGCAGCAGAAUUCUUCCACUCAGAUGGAUUGAUCCUAACAGGAACAGCCACGGGAAUACAGGCCAAUCCAGCUGAACUCCGAGAGGUCUCGCAGGCAGUUAGAAUCCCAGUCCUGAUUGGCUCAGGAGUGACUCUGUCCAAUGUGGAACACUACCUGGAUGCAAGUGCAAUGAUCAUUGGCUCCUAUUUCAAGAAAGGCGGUUAUUGGGCCAAUGAUGUCGACCCAGAAAGAGUCAAGAAUUUCAUGGGGAAGAUUCAUGAACUCAGAGGAUGAAAAGGAAUAGUUUUAAAAGAUCCAAAAAGGUCUCAGCUACUAUGAAUAAUGUAGCUGAAGUGUGUGUUUUUCACAGGUCUUGUUUGUUUUGGAUUCAGUAAACGAUUGAAAAGUGUGUCAAUUGCGGAUUUAUAGAUGAAUUGUUAGUUCCAUAUGAAUGUCAGUAUACAGUUAUCUAAAUAAAAACCAUUUUUAACUUCACUGACAAUUUGACAAAUAUUACAAUGGAUCUUAAUUAUACAGUAUUAAUGGGAUAUAGAGAAGACAUUUUUAACAAACAUUGGCUUAUAUGUUAACCAUUAUGCCGCUCAUUUCUGAGGCUAACAUUACUUUUUCAUGAGAAGCGAUUCGAAGAUGCGACAUACAAUCAUAAUGUGUUAGAAACAGUAAAUCGUUGAAUAAUCAUCCAAUUCAAAUACAUAAUCUGGUUCAACAUUUUCGCUUCUUUAGACUUGUUUCCUGCUAUUGAGUCCUGUUAUGUAACACAACUGUACAACAUGAAGCCCAAUAUUAAAAAAAUAAAAGAUAAUCUGAAUAGUAA
Messenger RNA from Brienomyrus brachyistius, 1424 nucleotides. RefSeq lists its product as uncharacterized. The record is from RefSeq and is a predicted model, not a curated record. The coding region runs from base 65 to 883 and encodes 272 amino acids. NCBI's taxonomy places the organism in Eukaryota, Metazoa, Chordata, Actinopteri, Osteoglossiformes, Mormyridae. The transcript has 6 exons.